Messenger RNA from Arachis ipaensis, 5004 nucleotides. RefSeq names its product GPI-anchored adhesin-like protein. The record is from RefSeq and is a predicted model, not a curated record. NCBI's taxonomy places the organism in Eukaryota, Viridiplantae, Streptophyta, Magnoliopsida, Fabales, Fabaceae.
UUAGCAGUAAUUUUUGUUUUUGUCUCAACUCUCAGCUCAAAGGCCGAACAACUUACCACAUGCGACACCUCUUUCUCUGUCUCUCUUUAACUUUCAACUCAAACAAGACCCUUUCUUUCUCUCUCUACUGUAUGUGUGAUGUGUACGUGUGCGUGAGAGUGUAUUGGGAGAGUAGAGAGAGAAAGUAGUAGAAAGAGAGUUGAAGGAUGAGUAAAGCAAAAACCAUCUUGUCAUAGUAGCUACUAGCUAGUAGGGUUUUCGUAAAACUUCAAAUUGGAAAGAAAAGAAAAGAGAAGAGAGCUCGCUCAUUGAUUCUUUCAUUCGUUAGUUCGUUCAUUCAUUCAUUGUAGAGACUAGAGUGAGAUUAGAAGAGAGUGGAGGCAAAUGCAGGUGACCUUUUGAACUCCAAAUUGGAGGAUCGGGUUCCGCAGUCCAAGAUCUCCAACCUCUCAUAUCAUAAUCUGGAAUGCUUCUGAUUAAGAGACGGGGUCCAAGAAUUGAUAUAGAGUUCCCUUUAUCAAAACAAAAAUGAAUUCUGACACGCCUCUUGAUUGUGCUGUAUUCCAGUUGUCUCCAGAUCGAUCAAGAUGUGAGUUGUUUGUUUCAAGUGAUGGAAACAACGAGAAACUAGUAUCAGGAUCAAUACAGCCAUUUGUGACUCAUUUAAAGGUUGCAGAAGAGCAGAUUGCACUGGCAGUCCAGUCAAUUAAACUAGAAACUGAGAGAAAUAAAAAUGUUGAGACAUGGUUUACAAAAGGAACCCUUGAAAGGUUUGUGCAAUAUGUCAGCAAACCAGAGGUUUUAGAAAUGGUCAAUACCUUUGAUGCAGAGAUGUCACAAUUGGAAGGAGCAAGGCGCAUAUACUCUCAGGGAACUGGAGAUCAGCGAACAGUUUCUCGAGGUGGGGUUGGAACAGGAUCACCUGCAGCAGCAGAUGCAACCAAGAAGGAACUGCUAAGAGCUAUUGAUGUACGGCUUGCUGCAGUAAGGCAGGACUUGACCACAGCUUUUGCUCGUGCAUCAGCUGCUGGUUUUAAUCCUGAUACUGUUUCUGAUCUAAAACAUUUUGCAGAUCAAUUUGGUGCUCAUCGCUUAAAUGAAGCAUGCAGCAAGUACAUGUCAAUGUGCGAAAGUAGAGCUGAUUUGAGGGCGUCGAAAGGGAAUAGUGAGAGGGAUGUCCGGUCAUCAGUUGGAUCAGAUAUGUCUAUUGAGGAUCCCACAGAAGACCAGGCUGGGCCCUUCCUCGGGCCCAAUAAUGCCCAGGCCACGUGGCAACAAAGGAAGAUCGUUCCCAGUAUCGGAUCAAGACGUAGCAGCAUCGGGGGCGGGGUAAACGAAAAAGAUCAAGAACAACAACAACGAGUCGAGCCUGAGGUAGUGGAGGAGGAAGACGAGAAGAAGAAGAAAGAGGGGCAUCAAGUGGGGGGUCAGCCGCAGCCAGGUCGGCGUCUGAGCGUGCAGGACCGCAUCAAUCUUUUCGAGAGUAAGCAGAAGGAGAUUUCGUCAUUUUCUGCCUCUUCUGGUGGGAGCGGCACCAAGCCCGUCGUGGGGAAACCCGUAGAGUUGCGGAGGCUGUCAUCCGACGUGUCAGCAGCGGAGAAGUCGGUAUUGCGUAGAUGGAGUGGCGCGAGUGACAUGAGCAUUGACACCGAAAGCCCCUCCUCCUCCUCCUCCUGUGUUUUGGCUCCUAAGUUGAAUGCUGAAGACGUUAGCCACAGUCAUAGAAACAACAAUCCCGAGGUCUCAUUCAGUGCUGCCCCACGCACGCGUCCUGAUACCCAAAUUCCUUUUCCUUCCGUGGUGAAAGACGAUGAUUCCAAGGACAGAUCAGCUUCAACUUCUCUCCCUUCUCCUGUCAUAAAUGAUGAUGAUGAUGUUGCUGCUGCUGCUGAUGAGCAGUCUUCUCACGACACUUCCAAAGUUUCUUCUUUUUAUCACGACAGGACUCCUGCUGCCCCUAAAGAUACGCAUUUCAGGGGAUCAAACCAGGUUGCUUCUCAUAUGCUCUCUGUCACUGCCACUGCCACUGCCACUUCAGACGACGUAACACCUGACAUCAAAUCAUCCACUGCAAGGGGGGAUGAUGCUGGCAGGAAAAAUCAUCCUGUUGCCCAGUCAUUUAUCAGGGCUUCUCAUAGUCAUUCUCGAUCCCGUUCUGCACAAUUUGAAAGCAAAUUUAGGGAGGUUGAGGCCGAUCAAUCUACUCAGCCCCAAUUGAGAUCUUUCAAUGCAGAACCUGAGGAGCUUGUAAAGAGGGACUCUUCUUUCUCUUCCAAGCACCAAUCUAAGGUUGAGGAUUCUGAAUUCUCAAAGAUGAAGUACCAAAGGCCUCAGUCUGGUAGUGCUGAUCAAGCCAGCAGGACUCGAUUUAAAAGGGAUGAAACUCGUGUUCCUCAUGAAAGCAGUAAGCUGAACCUUCCUGUUAAGCAAGUUUUGGAGAAUCAAGAUAGUUCCCAGAUAAACUCAACUCCACCUUCAGAGCAAGUUCAGAGAGUAAGGCAGUCUAAGGGAAAUCAGGGCCUCCAUGAUGAGCUGAAAAUGAAGGCAGAUGAGCUUGAAAAGCUUUUUGCAGAGCAUAAACUUCGUCUUCCAGGGGAUCAGUCUGGAUCUGUGUGGAGAACUGAGCCUGUGGAUGCACAUGUAGAACAGGCUGUUAACUCAGAGCAUAGGAGACCUAAAGCAGCGGAGUUGAGUCCUAAUAUGCCUUCCAGAAAUUCUGUGCUCGAACCAACUGCCAGUACGAGCAAUGUACCAAGCUUUGAUGCUACGUCCCUUGUGAAUAAGGUGAAUAAUCAAAAUUUUGGUGAUGAUUCUAGAGGAAAAUUUUAUGAGAAGUACAUGAAGAAGAGAGAGGAUAAACUUAGGGAAGAAUGGAGUUUAAAGAGAGCCGAGAAGGAAGCCAAGAUGAAGGCCAUGCAGGACAGUCUUGAACGCAGUAGAGCAGAGAUGAGGGACAAGUUUUCAGGGUCUAUAGACAGACUUCAUUCAGCAUCUGGUGCUUCUCGUUCUGAGAAACGUAGAUAUUUCAAGUCAAAUAUUAAGAGAGAGCAGCAUCCAAUAGAUUCCCUUCAGAAUGAAGAGGAUGAAGAUCAAUAUGAAUUCUCAGAAGAGAAGAUCUAUGGACAAGAUAGCAUAUCUGGUGAAUCAAACCUUGGAGAUGGAGCUUCAAGGCAAAGCAGGAAAAUUUUGCCCAACAGACAUAUGUCUUCAGCUACGCCUCGCACAGCAGCAGUGUCCUCAUUCUCACGGUCAUCUACCAGGAUUUCCAACUCUUCUGGUAGGCGAAGAGAGAGUCCUAUAGCUCAGUCUGUUCCAAACUUUUCCGACUUAAGAAAAGAAAAUACAAAACCUUCUGGAGUGAGUAAAUCAACAAGCCGCUCUCAGUUGAGAAACUAUGCCCGUAGCAAAAGCGCUCAGGAUGAGACGCAAGGUUCCAAGGAAGACAAGUCAAAGCGGUCUCAAUCCUUACGAAAAAGUUGUGCUAAUUCUGAAGAGUUUAGUGAUUUAUCCCAUUUGAAUUCAGAUGGAGUUGUUUUGGCUCCAUUGAAAUUUGAUACGGAGAGGUCUGAUCUGGGCCCAUUUGAUCAAUCGCCAAAGUCAUUCCUUAAAAAGGGUUAUGGCCUAGGCCAUGGACCUCAGGGGAGUGCUAUAAGGAUGAAAGCUUCAGUGACAUAUGAUACUCAUAAAGAUGAAUUAUUUGAUGAACUGGCAUUUGAAGGGGAGGGUUCUCUGGAUAUGGCAACAGAAGAACCGGAUGAGAUUGGAACUGUAGCUAUUGAAGAUCAUGCAUAUACCAAUAAUGGAAAGGUGAGAUUAAGCCAGGAAUCUGAGAAAUCUGGAAAUUCUGAAUCUGAAAUUGGUGACUCUGCAAGAUCUCUUUCUCAAGUAGACCCUGUUUCAGUAGCUGAAAUGCCUAGUGCUAUGCCAUCAUCUUCCAAUGGUGUGGGAUCUCUGCAGGACUCACCAGUAGAAAGCCCUGUAUCAUGGAAUUCACGCACCCGUCAUCCAUUUACUUACCCACACGAGUCUUCUGACGUUGAUGCAUCUAUGGAUUCUCCAAUUGGAAGUCCUGCAUCUUGGAAUUCUCAUUCCCAUACCCAGGGUGAAAGUGAUGCUGCACGGAUGAGAAAGAAAUGGGGAAGUGCCCAAAAGCCAGUUCUUGUUGCAAAUUCAUCUCAAAAUCAAUCACGAAAGGAUGUCACGAAAGGUUUUAAACGGUUACUGAAAUUUGGGAGGAAAAACCGUGGGUCAGAGAGUUUGGUUGAUUGGAUUUCUGCUACUACUUCUGAAGGAGAUGACGAAACAGAGGAUGUUCGAGAUCUAGUCAAUCGGUCAUCAGAGGACUUAAGGAAAUCAAGAAUGGGAUUCUCUCAUGGUCAUCCAUCUGAUGACAGUUUCAAUGAAAGCGAGCUGUACAGUGAACAAGUCCAAUCCUUGCAAAGCUCGAUCCCGACACCUCCUGCUCAUUUUAAAUUGAGGGAUGACCAUAUAUCAGGAAGUUCGUUAAAAGCUCCCAGAUCAUUUUUUUCUCUUUCAUCUUUCCGAAGCAAGGGUAGUGACUCGAAGCCCAGAUAAAUGUCACUGAUUUUGCUUUCCGAGAGUAAUAUGGAUCCAUUUUCAAUAGGAUGGUGUAAGGGACAGUCUUAAAUAUGUUAAGAAAGAGAGGUAGGGAUGAUACCAUGAUCAAUUUGAAAGAUAUAUGACAAGGUUAUGUAUAUUUUCUUGGAUCCAUGAGGUUUUCCCCUGUGAUUCAGUUAGUUGUGGCUAUAGUUGUGUUAAAACGUGCUGCAUACUGUGUAUUCAAUGAGGUUGUCGCCUAUUGGUGCACUGUCAUUGUGGUUUUGGCAGUACAGAGGCAUUCUUUUACCUUUUUUUUUUCUUCUAUUAGUCGUGUGAUGUAUAUCAGAGUUUGACACAUGUUAGAAUGAAUCGUUUAGUCAGAAUUACAAAGAGUGAUAUGAUUUCGGAGUAAUUUCCAAAAAUGAUCGCUAUUUGCCUCUACAA